CAAAGUCUUUUAGUCUGCAAAGUCUCUUAGUUAAGGACGAAGGAGGCGUAACAGUAAGGGCGGUUAAGUCAAAGGCAGUGCCUUGAAACAAAACAAGAGAAAAGCUGCUUCAUUUCUUACGUUCCAGUUUCCUCUCGCUCUCGAUUAACAAGAUAAGUUGAUGGCGGAAAGGAAGCAAUCGAGUUAUGUGAAGCUGGGAAAAGAUCAUGCGCCUCUCGUUGAUAUCACUCCUGGCGAGCUCAAUCAGCCAAUUGAGGUUCCUCAGUUGGCUGUUCGCAAGUGCCCUGAAUGUAGGCAGCCACUACCCGAAAGCUAUUCGCCUCCGGCAGAUGAACCUUGGACGACUGGGAUCUUUGGAUGCACUGAAGAUAGGGAAAGUUGCUUGACAGGGCUGUUUUGUCCUUGUGUGUUAUUUGGGCGCAAUGUAGAAAGCUUGAGGGAAGACACGCCUUGGACUGGGCCAUGCUUGUGUCAUGCCAUUUUUGUUGAAGGUGGCAUUUCUUUGGCCAUAGCAACUUUAGCUGCAAAUUCCCUCGUUCCUGGUAUUGAUCCGGGGACAGUAUUUCUCGUUUGCGAGGGUUUAUUCUUUACAUGGUGGAUGUGUGGCAUUUACACUGGUCAAGUUCGGCAAACCUUGCAGAAGAAAUAUCACUUGAAGGACUCGCCUUGCAAUGCAUGUUGCGUGCACUGCUGCUUGCACUGGUGCGCCUUGUGUCAGGAGCACAGGGAGAUGAAAGGCCGGCUCUCAGAUGAUCUUUUCUCGGAGAUGACCAUCGUUAACCCUCCUCCAGCUCAAGAGAUGACCACUUCAACUCAUACCGAUGAUGAUCACAAGGAAAAUCCCGAAGCAUCUUCGGCUAACAAUGGCGAGCACGAGCAUACUCAUUUAGAAAUGCAGGCUAUAUAGGAUAUAGUAUUGUUGAUAGCAUGGCUUUGGAACAUUUGCCUUGAGUUUUUCACCACAUUUUGUGAGAAUUCUCUGAAGUAGGUUUGUCCCUUGGGUUGGAAGAAAACAUGUGAGGGAGCUUAAAGUGGAUAUGGCUUCAUUUUUUCACUAUACAUACAAGUUCCCUUUGGAGGAGCUUUCUCUUUAUCAUAUAUACACAACUCAUUCAUGGUUUAAAAAGCCAGAUUAUAUCAAAAUCCUUGUUUUUGCAA
Messenger RNA from Arachis stenosperma, 1158 nucleotides. RefSeq names its product cell number regulator 6-like. The transcript has 5 exons. The coding region runs from base 161 to 907 and encodes 248 amino acids. NCBI's taxonomy places the organism in Eukaryota, Viridiplantae, Streptophyta, Magnoliopsida, Fabales, Fabaceae. The record is from RefSeq and is a predicted model, not a curated record.